AUGCAACAUCCAAGUUACAGCGCUGUUGUGCAAUAUUCAUGGGUUUCCUCUCCUGUUCGAAGUCAAGUUGAUCUAGCAAAACUAACUCGACAUACUGCGUCGAAUAUGAGUAAACUUUUCUCCUUUUCAAAGAAAUCGGCAACAGCAACAGCAAUCAAUGACAAAUCCGACGAAUACAUCUGGUCCUCCAUCGAUGAAGAAACCAAUACAACUGUCGAAAGCACUGUGUCGUUGCCGAAACAUGUCGAAGAUGAUCAACGCGUCUUUCAUGCACAGUUUUCGCAGGAAGCAGCGAUCAUGCUCGGGAACUUACGUGCACGAUUUCCUUUUCGUCACGUGAUUCAUUGGACGCUAUACAUUAGUGAUCAAUGCCAGCAUGUCCUCGACAUCGACGUCAAACCACCAACAUAG
This is a messenger RNA of Didymodactylos carnosus, 411 nucleotides long. NCBI's taxonomy places the organism in Eukaryota, Metazoa, Rotifera, Eurotatoria, Philodinida, Philodinidae. The record is from the annotation of a GenBank genome assembly.